Penicillium riverlandense is the source of this 1530-nucleotide messenger RNA. Its product is annotated as glycoside hydrolase family 43 protein. The transcript is spliced from 2 exons. Gene Ontology annotation, biological process: carbohydrate metabolic process. The coding region runs from base 1 to 1530 and encodes 509 amino acids. Gene Ontology annotation, molecular function: hydrolase activity, hydrolyzing O-glycosyl compounds. NCBI's taxonomy places the organism in Eukaryota, Fungi, Ascomycota, Eurotiomycetes, Eurotiales, Aspergillaceae. The record is from RefSeq and is a predicted model, not a curated record.
AUGCGUGGUCUAGAGGCCUUGGUGCCUACCCUGCUAGGCCUUUUUUCUCAUGUAUCAACGGUCGUCUCUCAUGCCGUGCCACCACAUUCCAAAGCCUUUACCAACCCGGUGAUUUAUUCAGACUUUGCCGAUAAUGAUAUUUUUCUUGGUCCAGAUGGCCAGACUUUCUAUUUUAUGGCAUCAAACAUGCAGUAUUCGCCUGGAGCACCCAUUCUGAAAUCGCUAGAUCUUGUCAACUGGGAACUCAUCGCCCACGCGGUGCCGUUUCUGGAGUUCGGGCCCAAGUACAACAUGACCGAUGGUCAAACUGCUUACAACGCAGGUACCUGGGCAUCAUCUAUGCGGUAUCGCAAGAGCAAUGGGUUAUGGUAUUGGAUUGGCUGUAUCGACUUCGCCAAGACUUACGUAUACACUGCACCAGAAGUUACUGGGCCAUGGGAAUUAUCUGGGACUAUCGAUGAAUGCUACUACGAUUGUGGGCUCCUGAUUGAUACCGACGACACAAUGUUCGUGGCCUACGGAAAUACUAACGUCAGCAUUGCCCAACUCUCAGCGGAUGGACUGUCGCAGGUACAAACACAUCCGGUUUUCAAUGCACCCGCGCCAUUCAGUGCUAUUGAAGGCAAUCGACUGUAUAAGAAAGAUGGUUUCUACUAUGUUCUCGAUGAUUACCCAAGUGGUGCGACACUAAUCUGGAGGUCUGAAGACAUCUGGAGCGGCUGGACUUAUCGAAUCCUGCAGGACGGUUUAACCCCUCCGGUCUCUGGAGGCUCAGUUGAUUCUCAAGGAAGUCUUAUUGAGACACCUUCUGGGGACUGGUACUUUAUGUCUUUCACCUGGGCAUAUCCUGCAGGGCGUCUGCCUAUCCUUGCACCAAUCACCUGGACUUCCGAUGGCUGGCCAAACCUCACCACGGUGGACGGCGGCUGGGGGAGUCGCCAUGAACUUAGUCCUAAUUGGGAGUGGAACCACAAUCCCGAUCCCACUAAGUAUGAGGUGGGAAAUGGCUUAAGGCUCUGGACUACGACCGUUACUGACGAUCUCUUCACGGCUCGAAACACUCUCACCCACCGGCUAUACGGCCCUUUUCCCACUGCAACGAUUGAAAUUGACUUCCAACAUAUGGAAGAUGGCGAUCGCUGUGGGCUGGCUGCAUUUCGUGAUGAGACCUCCUGGAUUGGGAUCGUCCGCAAUGGCCAGAAAUAUGAUCUGGAAAUGGUUUCAGGCAUGACUCUUAAUGAAACGAACUUUCAACAAACUUCUAGCCUCGGGAAUAUCACCGACAAAAUCGAGAUUCGAAGGGGCCAAGUCUGGUUACGGGGCACAUUAGAUGCAAGGACAGAUGGUGACCUCCAAGGGUACUUUUCCUAUAGCCAGGAUGGCUAUCAUUUCCACCCGUUUGGAGGAAACUUUUCCAUGCGGUCCGAGUGGGAAUUUUUCCAGGGUGAACGAUGGGGGAUCUUCAACUAUGCCACAAAACAGCUUGGCGGUUCGAUCCAUGUCUCUUCAUUCACUCAAAGUGAGAGGUGA